Messenger RNA from Ochotona curzoniae (black-lipped pika), 7974 nucleotides. It is a transcript of the gene ARFGEF2, whose product is annotated as ADP ribosylation factor guanine nucleotide exchange factor 2. The record is from RefSeq and is a predicted model, not a curated record. Gene Ontology annotation, molecular function: guanyl-nucleotide exchange factor activity. The transcript is spliced from 39 exons. Bases 157 to 5514 code for a protein of 1785 amino acids. Gene Ontology annotation, biological process: regulation of ARF protein signal transduction. Lineage: Eukaryota; Metazoa; Chordata; Mammalia; Lagomorpha; Ochotonidae.
GGCGGCGCCGUGGAGCCGCGGCGUCGCUUCCUGACGGGGCGGCGCGCACGGACUCGGCCGGUGCCGGCCGGGACGCGGGGACCCUAGCCUCGCUCGCCCGUCCACUCGCUCGUGUCGCGCGCCCGCGGGGCUGCCAGCCCCCGCUGGGCCGGGGCCAUGCAGGAGAGCCAGACCAAGAGCAUGUUCGUGUCCCGGGCUCUGGAGAAGAUCCUAGCCGACAAGGAGGUGAAGCGGCCCCAGCACUCGCAGCUGCGCAGGGCCUGCCAGGUGGCGCUCGAUGAAAUUAAAGCGGAAAUAGAGAAGCAGAGGCUCGGCGCUGCCGCACCACCGAAAGCAAACUUCAUUGAAGCUGACAAGUAUUUCCUUCCAUUUGAGCUGGCUUGCCAGUCCAAGUCCCCCCGGGUGGUCAGCACGUCCCUCGACUGCUUGCAGAAACUCAUCGCGUAUGGGCACAUCACGGGCAAUGCCCCCGACAGCGGUGCCCCGGGAAAGCGGCUCAUCGACAGGAUUGUGGAAACCAUUUGCAAUUGUUUCCAGGGCCCUCAGACUGAUGAAGGGGUUCAGUUGCAAAUAAUUAAGGCCCUGCUGACGGCGGUGACUUCUCCGCACAUUGAAAUUCAUGAGGGCACCAUCCUGCAAACAGUGCGGACCUGCUAUAACAUCUACCUGGCCAGCAAAAACCUCAUCAAUCAAACCACCGCCAAGGCCACCCUCACCCAGAUGCUAAACGUCAUCUUCACCCGCAUGGAAAACCAAGUGUUGCAGGAGGCCAGAGAAUUGGAAAAACCAGUCCAGUCGAAGCCCCAGUCCCCGGUGAUCCAAGCCGCAGCAGUGUCCCCCAAGUUCAGUCGCUGGAAGCAGAGUCAGGCACAAAGCAAACCGACCACUCCAGAAAAGGCAGAUCUAACCAACGGGGAACACGUCGGGGACGGUUCCGGAAGAGUGGGCUCCGAAAACGGCGACACACACAGAGACAGAGCCGUGUCACUCUCAGGUACGGUAGAUGGAGCCCAGGAGGUGGUGAAGGACAUCCUAGAAGACGUAGUCGCUUCAGCCGUGAAAGAAGCAGCGGAAAAGCAUGGUGUGACAGAACCCGAGAGGGGCUUGGGAGACCUGGAAGGCCAGGACAGUGGCGGUCCCCCCGGGGUUGAUGAGAACUCACAGACCAACGGCAUCGCAGACGACAGGCAGUCCCUGUCAUCAGCAGAUAACUUGGAAUCAGAUGCACAAGGACACCAGGUGGCAGCUAGGUUCUCCCACAUUCUGCAGAAGGAUGCCUUCCUCGUGUUCCGCUCCCUGUGCAAGCUGUCAAUGAAGCCCCUCGGGGAAGGUCCUCCGGAUCCGAAAUCCCACGAGCUGCGCUCCAAGGUGGUGUCGCUGCAGCUGCUCCUGUCCGUGUUGCAGAACGCUGGCCCUGUCUUCCGGACGCACGAGAUGUUCAUCAAUGCAAUCAAGCAAUAUCUCUGCGUGGCCUUGUCCAAAAACGGCGUCUCUUCGGUGCCUGAUGUCUUCGAGCUCUCUCUCGCCAUUUUUCUUACUCUUCUUUCAAAUUUCAAAAUGCACUUGAAAAUGCAGAUAGAGGUCUUCUUCAAAGAGAUUUUCCUGAACAUCUUAGAAACAUCCACUAGUUCUUUUGAGCACAGGUGGAUGGUCAUUCAGACUCUGACGAGGAUCUGUGCAGACGCCCAGUGUGUUGUGGAUAUCUAUGUCAACUAUGACUGCGACUUAAAUGCUGCUAACAUUUUUGAGCGCCUUGUAAAUGAUUUGUCCAAAAUCGCUCAGGGACGAAGUGGGCACGAGCUGGGCAUGACACCUCUGCAGGAGCUCAGUCUGAGGAAGAAAGGCCUGGAGUGCCUCGUGUCCAUCCUGAAGUGCAUGGUGGAGUGGAGCAAAGACUUGUAUGUGAAUCCCAACCACCAGACCAGCGUGGGUCAGGAGAGGCUCCUGGAUCAGGAGAUGGGGGACGGGAAAGGCCUGGACAUGGGCAGGCGGAGCAGUGUGACGUCCAUGGAGUCCACAGUGUCCUCCGGGACCCAGACAGCCGUUCAGGAUGACCCGGAGCAGUUUGAGGUCAUCAAGCAGCAAAAGGAGAUUAUCGAGCAUGGCAUCGAGCUAUUCAACAAGAAACCCAAGAGGGGGAUCCAGUUUCUCCAGGAGCAGGGCAUGCUGGGAACGUCUGUUGAUGAUAUUGCCCAGUUCCUACACCAGGAGGAGCGCCUUGACUCUACCCAGGUAGGAGAUUUUCUGGGAGAAAGCACAAGGUUCAACAAGGAGGUGAUGUAUGCCUACGUGGACCAACUUGACUUCUGCGAGAAGGAAUUUGUCUCAGCCCUGAGGACAUUCCUGGAAGGUUUCCGUCUACCUGGGGAAGCCCAGAAGAUCGACCGGUUAAUGGAAAAAUUUGCUGCAAGAUACAUAGAGUGCAACCAAGGGCAGACACUGUUUGCUAGUGCCGACACGGCCUAUGUCCUCGCAUAUUCCAUCAUCAUGCUGACCACAGACUUACACAGUCCUCAGGUAAAAAAUAAGAUGACAAAAGAGCAAUAUAUUAAAAUGAAUCGAGGCAUCAACGACAGUAAGGAUCUGCCAGAGGAAUACCUCUCCAGCAUCUAUGAGGAGAUAGAAGGCAAGAAGAUCGCCAUGAGAGAGACGAAAGAGCACACAAUUGCAUCCAAAUCCACUAAGCAGAGUGUAGCUAGUGAGAAGCAACGGCGGCUGCUCUAUAACCUGGAGAUGGAGCAAAUGGCGAAGACAGCCAAGGCCCUGAUGGAGGCUGUGAGCCACGCCAAAGCCCCUUUUACGAGCGCCACUCAUCUGGACCAUGUCCGGCCCAUGUUCAAACUGGUGUGGACACCGCUGCUGGCAGCCUAUAGCAUCGGCCUGCAGAACUGUGAUGACACGGAAGUGGCCUCCUUGUGCCUGGAAGGCAUCCGCUGCGCAAUCAGAAUCGCCUGCAUCUUUGGCAUGCAGCUGGAACGAGAUGCCUACGUUCAGGCCCUUGCCCGCUUCUCCCUGCUGACAGCCAGCUCCAGCAUCACCGAAAUGAAGCAGAAGAACAUCGACACCAUCAAGACGCUCAUCACGGUGGCUCACACGGAUGGCAACUACCUGGGGAAUUCCUGGCACGAGAUCCUGAAAUGCAUCAGCCAGCUAGAGCUCGCUCAACUAAUAGGAACUGGUGUGAAGACACGCUACCUAUCUGGGUCUGGCCGGGAGAGGGAAGGGAGCCUGAAGGGCCACACGCUGGCAGGAGAGGAGUUCAUGGGCCUUGGCCUGGGUACUCUGGUGAGUGGUGGAGUGGAUAAAAGGCAGAUGGCCAGCUUCCAGGAGUCUGUCGGGGAGACCAGCUCGCAGAGUGUGGUUGUAGCUGUGGACAGAAUCUUUACUGGAUCUACCAGACUGGAUGGAAAUGCAAUAGUUGACUUUGUCCGCUGGCUGUGUGCUGUGUCCAUGGAUGAACUGGCCUCCCCCCACCAUCCUCGCAUGUUCAGCUUGCAGAAGAUCGUGGAGAUCUCCUACUACAACAUGAAUCGCAUCAGGCUGCAGUGGUCCCGCAUAUGGCACGUGAUUGGCGAUCACUUCAAUAAGGUGGGUUGUAACCCCAAUGAAGAUGUGGCUAUUUUUGCUGUGGACUCAUUAAGGCAACUCUCCAUGAAGUUUCUUGAAAAGGGUGAAUUGGCCAACUUCCGUUUCCAGAAAGAUUUCCUGAGGCCCUUUGAGCACAUUAUGAAGAAAAAUAGGUCCCCCACCAUCCGGGACAUGGUGAUCCGCUGCAUCACCCAGAUGGUGAACUCCCAGGCAGCCAACAUCCGCUCCGGCUGGAAGAACAUCUUUGCCGUGUUCCAUCAGGCUGCCUCUGAUCAUGACGGGAACAUUGUGGAGCUGGCCUUCCAGACCACGGGCCACGUCGUCACCAACAUUUUCCAGCACCACUUCCCUGCCGCCAUCGACUCCUUCCAGGACGCGGUCAAGUGCCUGUCAGAGUUCGCCUGCAAUGCCGCCUUCCCAGACACCAGCAUGGAAGCCAUCAGACUCAUCCGCUUCUGCGGCAAAUACGUGUCGGAGAGGCCUCGGGUGCUGCAAGAAUACACGAGUGAUGACAUGAACGUGGCUCCUGGCGACCGAGUGUGGGUCCGAGGCUGGUUCCCCAUCUUAUUUGAGCUCUCCUGCAUCAUCAACAGGUGCAAGCUGGAUGUGCGGACGAGGGGACUCACGGUCAUGUUUGAGAUCAUGAAAAGCUACGGCCACACAUUUGAGAAGCAUUGGUGGCAGGACCUGUUCCGAAUUGUGUUUCGGAUUUUCGACAACAUGAAGCUGCCUGAGCAACAGUCGGAGAAAUCUGAGUGGAUGACAACAACCUGCAAUCAUGCACUUUAUGCUAUCUGUGACGUGUUUACACAGUUCUAUGAAGCAUUGAAUGAAGUCCUUCUUUCUGAUGUGUUUGCACAAUUGCAGUGGUGUGUGAAGCAAGACAAUGAGCAGCUGGCUCGCUCUGGUACAAACUGCCUAGAGAACCUGGUGAUCUCCAAUGGGGAGAAGUUCAGUGUCGCUGUGUGGGAUGAAACGUGCAGCUGCAUGCGGGACAUAUUCCAGACAACCAUCCCACACGUUUUGCUGACGUGGAGGCCUGCAGGAAUGGAGGACGACUCGACAGAAAAGCCCUGGGACGUCGACCUGGACCGCCAGUCUCUAAGCAGCAUUGACAAAAACGCCUCCGAGAGAGGCCAGAGCCAGCUCUCCAACCCAACCGACGACAGCUGGAAGGGCAGGCCGUAUGCAAAUCAGAAGCUGUUUGCCAGCCUGCUCAUCAAGUGUGUGGUCCAGCUGGAGCUGAUCCAGACCAUCGACAACAUCGUGUUCUACCCUGCAACAAGUAAAAAGGAGGAUGCUGAGCACAUGGUUGCUGCCCAGCAAGACACACUGGACGCAGACAUCCACAUAGAGACAGAGGAUCAAGGCAUGUAUAAGUACAUGUCUUCCCAGCACCUCUUUAAGCUGUUGGACUGCCUGCAGGAGUCCCAUUCCUUCUCGAAGGCCUUCAACUCCAAUUACGAGCAGCGGACCGUCCUGUGGCGAGCAGGUUUUAAGGGCAAGUCUAAACCCAAUCUCCUAAAGCAAGAAACCAGCAGCCUGGCCUGUUGUUUGAGGAUCCUGUUUCGAAUGUAUGUGGAUGAAAACCGCAGGGAUUCCUGGGAAGAAAUACAGCAACGACUUCUAACGGUGUGCAGUGAAGCGCUUGCCUAUUUCAUCACAGUGAACUCUGAAAGCCAUCGGGAGGCCUGGACAAGUCUCCUGCUGUUACUUCUAACCAAAACCCUCAAGAUAAAUGAUGAAAAGUUCAAAGCACAUGCUUCAAGGUACUACCCCUACUUGUGUGAAAUUAUGCAGUUUGACCUGAUCCCUGAGCUCCGAGCAGUGCUGAGGAAGUUCUUCCUGCGGAUAGGUGUAGUCUAUAAGAUAUGGAUUCCAGAAGAGCCACCGCAGGUGCCGGCGACACUGUCACCAGCGUGGUAGCUCUGGCCCCCGCGGCCCACUCCUGCAGCUCUGCAGCUCAUCCCAGCGGGUCAGACGGGGACACCAGGUCAAAGGUCACCCAGGACCGAGGAGCCAGCGUGUCUGCUCGGCUCUCAGGAUGGCCUGGAGAGGGAUGAGCUCCGUGCUGGCCUCAUCCAUGUCCCCGACCAAGGCUUGUGGUGUGUCAUUCACUGUCACCUCCCGGGCAGCUUCGCUCGUCUCUGCCAUUUCACUUCACUUUUUGAACUGUCCAGUCUGUCCUCGUACGUCGUGCUGUCAUCUUCCAGGAGUCCGUGAUUGGCCGGCAACGUUGCGUCAGAGGAAGCCCGCACCUUGAAGAUCCUGAACUUAGCUGUAUAGGUUCACGAUUUCUUAGAGAGUGUGUUAAUAAAACUUUCUUGUAGUGGCGCCCUGCCCCCUGACACAUGCUGGGCUGUUUUUGUUCGAGUGUCUCUCAGUCGUGAGGCAGCCACAGUUAGGUUAGCUGGGGGAAAUGCAGGAAUGGGAACCCUUGUGUUUUGUGCUUUGUUCAUGUCAGAGUAAAUUUUUUUUUAAGUAUUUUACAAAAAAAAAGGAAAAACAUUAUUGGAGGCUGAAUUUAGUCAUUAAGUUAGUAGAAUUAAAGAGCUAUUAAGGUUAAACAGACAGAAGACACAGUGCCUCGUGGCUCUCUCCCUGUCCAGUAGCUCGGGGAAAAUGUGCAGGACAAUGAGCAGUGUGCUGAGGACGGUGAACUGUCCUGGGGUCAGUAUUAACACGGGGAACACAGUGUCCCAGCCCAAUCUGAAACCUACCUAGGAAGCAGUGAUGAAAAUGCAGCAUUUAGCCAGAGUUCAUGUUUCUUUGAGUAAAAAACCUUGCGUUUUUACCUCCCCCGAGUGCGUGUCCUAGCAUGGCUGCUUUGCACAGUCCCUGUAAAGGGCCCCUGGGUGGGAGGACCCCCUCAGCCAGGAGUCAUGGGUGGAGCCAGAGCCAGCCUGGGGCCGACAUUGCUGGUCUGUGGCAACAGUGGAGAGGGCACUCACCCAGCAUCUGCAUUCAUCGCCACCCAGGAGCUGAAUGCCCAGGCAAGGUUGCCUUCCGGACUGCAGCUUGCGUACACACGGGGCUGUCAUGCGUGGGACCCGGGGCCCACAAGCAGCAUAGGUGGAAACUCGGUUUAUUCUGAGUGUUGGAGAAAAACAUGCUUCAUAGUCUGCCCUCAUCCACUGCUCACCUGGAGCACCAGGGAGCGUUUCAAAAGUGUUUGCAGAGUCCCUGAGCCCUCAGACUGCUGCCCCGCGCCCUUAGUCCCGGAAACUGGCUUGUUGGCUGUCAACUCUGGUGCCUUAGGAGUCAGUCAUUUGGGAAGCUGUGAAAUCAGCUGGUCUUUUUCCCUCUUCUGGAGGAGGAUUUCUGGUGCUUUUGCUAAGAGGCCGCUUUCUUCUUAAGUUCUCGUUUUGUUCUGAACAGCCUCAAGAAGUAUUUGAUCUUAUUAGCCAGCACUGCUCAUCUGCUUUUUUUCUUUCCAUUCCCCUCCCCUGCCAAAAAAAAGUGUUUUUAAUUUCUCUACCAAAGAAAAUGCAAGAGCAGGUUUCCAUUCUUAAUGUUCAAGAAAGGUGAGCUGCAUGGUUUAGCUGGAAGGGAGAGCACGAGGAGACCUGUGCGUGGAGGGUGUGUUUGCUGAGCCUGUGGUCUCUGGCAUCUGCAGUGACACUGGGACAGAAGCCGUGGGUCCAACGUGCAAACAGCCGCAUCUCUGAGUGCUGGCUUCUCCCAAGGUUUAGGGGGAGAAGGGUGGCGUUUUCUAGCCAACACGUUCCCAACCUAACCCUGGCUCCUCUUGAAGCUUUAGCCGCCAGGAAGGGAGUAAAAUGUUGACAUUUUUCCAUCACUUCCCAAAACAUUUCGGCUUGGAUUUCUUUUGGUCACUUAAAAGAUGGAAUUUUGUGAGGGAAGCAUUUGAAUCAAAUCAGCAUCAGACUUGGUAAAAACUGGACAUAAAAUUAUCUGGGAUCAUUCUUGUUCGGUGGUCAGCUGGAGAGGGGAACUUGCCUCCAGUGAUAAGCCAAGCAGCCUCGAUUCGUGUUUGUGGGCACAAAUCCAUCAAACAGCCUCUGCCUGGGGGUGGGGGAAGCAGGGGAGCCAAGCGCCUGCCAAGCCUUGUUUCUUCCUCAGAAAGUGCCAGGUGUUCAUUCUGUGCUCCGGGUCUCCAGAAAAGUCUUGAUUCACACACAGUGCUGCUGCUUCGAGUGCGUCUCCUCGUUGUCUAAGGAAAUCCCCGGUUCUGGCACCUUAACAGCAAGCACUGCACGGAAAUCUCGUUUCUAAUCUGCAUCUUUACAGUCAAACACACCUUUUGCUUGCAUUCUCCACGCAUAACCAAAGAACGCAUACGUUAGGAAAAUGGUAUGAUAAUAGCUGGAAACACAUAGCACUUUGCUCUGGCAGGGGAUUUUGUAAAAAUGCAGAAAAAAGACC